AUGGGUGCGGUAGAAAGCCGACUCCUUCGAAAACACAAGACUGUAUCAGCUGCUCCCAAACACUGCUUUCAUUCCCUCACCCCGUUCAAUCAUUCACCGUCUCUGGCCAGCCCCGCCCACACUGAUCUCACUGCCAUAAUCCCAGCUCAGGCUAGUCUCACUGAUAACCAUCUGCUCACAGUGACUGAACCAGAGACACAUCUCUCCUCCCUCUCCGGAGGCAACGUCUUGUCUACAUACGGAAUCCACAGCGAAAACGACGAUAUUCGCCUCAAGGACACCAUCCCGACCGGUGGGCAUCAACUACUCUGCUAUCAACCUCAGCACACGGACUGGUUUUCAAAGGAGUCUGAGACCUUGCGAGAAAACCUGCAUAAUUUGGGCCUCCUUGGCGAUGCUACUGAUUCCUAUAGCGAGGGUACUAAGGCCCUGAAUGGAGGCGAAAUUGAUAAGGACAACAUGGAAAACAGCGGAGUGGGGGCUGUGAGGGAGGAAGAGGAGGAUGAAGAAGAACUCUCUUCUAUUUCUUCCCUUCUUAACCUCGAGGCCGCCAUAAACACAGGCCAGGCGGCUACGGCUACGGGAGAUCUGAAGCCUCAACACAGCAGCGGCCUCGGUUUCCGCACCCUACCUGGCGGUGACGUCGUUUUCACCGCCUAUCUGUCUGUUCCCGGCCAAAAUGAGUUCACAUGGAGCCGGCUGCGUCAGCGCUCCGAACGCAACAUGAAGGGCCUGCGACAGCAGUUCAACUGUGACAUCAAACUGUACGAUAAACUAGCCCGACACCGGGCUCUGCCGGUUCAUAAACUGCGCAUCCGUGGCACCAGCUAUCGAGAUGUGAUGCGCUGCAAGAAUGCCCUACCGAAUUACAUUGCCAAUUCACUGAUCACUUCGAAACAGCACUGUGACGACGUAAUGAGUUACGAAUUCCAUAAACGGUGA
Molecule: messenger RNA, 942 nt
Organism: Dibothriocephalus latus
Lineage: Eukaryota; Metazoa; Platyhelminthes; Cestoda; Diphyllobothriidea; Diphyllobothriidae
Source: the annotation of a GenBank genome assembly